CUAGCUUUUUUACAUCCACGUGUUUUUAGCUCGCGCGGUUCGUGCUGCCAAGUUCUCUCCGAAGUUCACUUCCUUUCCUCCUUUCUGCAGGUCUAAGACAGGAUCCAACUCAGCACCAUGUCCACUGAACUCGCUCUCCUGAGUGUGUCCGAUAAGGCGGGGCUGCUGGACUUUGCGAAGCGGCUCGUGUCGGUCGGGUUGUCGCUGGUGGCGUCGGGCGGCACGGCUAAAGCUCUGCGAGAUGCCGGACUCUCAGUGAGAGACGUGUCUGAGCUCACCGGUUUCCCCGAGAUGCUCGGCGGUCGGGUUAAAACCCUUCACCCCGCCGUUCAUGGAGGAAUCCUGGCCAGAAACACUCUGUCUGACCAGGCCGACAUGGAAAAACUCGGCUUUAAUCUCGUGAGAGUUGUCGUGUGUAACCUUUAUCCUUUCGUAAAGACCGUUGCGUCCCCGAAUGUGACUGUGGCUGAUGCAGUGGAGCAGAUCGAUAUCGGUGGUGUUACUCUCCUGCGUGCUGCGGCUAAGAAUCACGCCCGAGUGACGGUGGUCUGCGACCCAGCUGACUACGAGCUGGUGGCGAAGGAGAUGGAGGCUUCGAGUGAGAGCGACACGUCAGUCGAGACACGCAAAACUCUCGCGCUUAAGGCGUUCACACACACCGCUCAGUACGACGAUGCGAUCGCUGAUUAUUUCCGGCGCGAGUUCAGCAGCGGAGUUUCUCAGCUGUCGCUGCGUUACGGCAUGAACCCCCACCAGAGUCCUGCGCAGAUUUACACACUGAAGCCUACGCUGCCCAUAAAGGUGCUGAACGGAGCUCCAGGCUUCAUCAAUCUGUGUGAUGCUCUGAACGCAUGGCAGUUGGUUAGAGAGCUGAAGAGCGCACUGCUGACGCCUGCUGCUGCAUCGUUUAAACACGUCAGUCCUGCUGGUGCGGCCGUCGGUGUGCCGCUUAGUGAGGAGGAGGCUCAAGUGUGUAUGGUGCACGACAUGCUGAAAGAUCUCACGCCACUCGCUACUGCCUAUGCUCGUGCCAGAGGAGCGGACAGGAUGUCCUCGUUCGGAGAUUUCAUCGCUCUUUCAGACCCCUGCGAUGUUCCCACUGCUAAGAUCAUCUCCAGAGAGGUUUCAGAUGGAAUUAUCGCUCCUGGUUAUGACCCUGAGGCUCUUCGCAUCCUUGGCAAAAAGAAGAAUGGAAAUUAUUGCGUUCUGCAGAUGGAUCCCAGCUACGAGCCCGACGAACAGGAGGUGAGGAUUCUGUUCGGGCUGCACAUGAAGCAGAAGAGGAACAACGGCGUCAUCGAUAAGCAGCUCUUCAGCAACGUCGUCUCCAGCGGCAGCCUUUCCGAGACGGCCGUGCGUGACCUGAUCGUAGCCAGCGUCGCCGUGAAGUACACGCAGUCCAACUCUGUGUGUUACGCCAAGGACGGCCAGGUGAUCGGCAUCGGUGCAGGUCAGCAGUCUCGGAUCCACUGCACUCGUCUGGCAGGCGAUAAGGCCGAUAACUGGUGGCUGCGUCGCCACCCGAAAGUUCUGGGCAUGAAAUUCCGCGCCAACGUUAAACGCGCCGAGAUCGCCAACGCUAUCGACCAGUACGUCAGCAACACCAUCGGAGAGGGUCCUGAUCUAGCCGUGUGGAAGGCUCUGUUUGAGGAGGUUCCUGAACCUCUGAGCGAGUCGGACAGGAAGCAGUGGCUCGGCUCUCUGCAGGCCGUCGCUCUCAGCUCCGACGCUUUCUUCCCCUUCAGAGACAACAUCGACCGAGCAAAACAGAGCGGGGUUGAGUACAUCGCCGCUCCGUCAGGCUCCACCGCCGACGAGGUGGUCAUCAACGCCUGCAACGAGCUGGGAAUCACUCUGGUGCACACCAACCUGCGUCUCUUCCACCACUGAACACAUCGCUACAUCUCCAAUCUUCCAGUUUCUGACUUCUGAGCCCAAGAGAAGACUAAGACCUUGUAGCAGCUUUUCCAUUAGCACCUUUCAUUUGCUAAGCUGAUUAGCAUGACGUGUUGCAUUUUUCCUGUUUUUGUGCUCUUUAAACAUUCCUUUUUUGUACUGUAACUAAUAACAGCCAUCUAGUUGUGUUAAAUCAUCUCAAGUGACCAUUAAUAUUGUAGUUAAUGCUGUAAACGGUACAAAACGUUACUCAACACUACAACUCCUUCACAUUCCUUAACACUGCCUGUGGCAGCUGACGCACCUGAAAUGAGAUUAAAAUACUUUCUCCAAA
Molecule: messenger RNA, 2230 nt
Organism: Pangasianodon hypophthalmus (striped catfish)
Lineage: Eukaryota; Metazoa; Chordata; Actinopteri; Siluriformes; Pangasiidae
Gene: atic
Product: 5-aminoimidazole-4-carboxamide ribonucleotide formyltransferase/IMP cyclohydrolase
Exons: 15
Coding region: 118-1890 (590 amino acids)
Biological process (GO): 'de novo' IMP biosynthetic process
Cellular component (GO): cytosol
Molecular function (GO): phosphoribosylaminoimidazolecarboxamide formyltransferase activity; IMP cyclohydrolase activity
Source: RefSeq, a predicted model, not a curated record